UGCGGCGUACUCUUGAUGUGCAUAGUACGCUAGUGUGCUUAGCUGUGCCCUAAAUGAAGAGGUCACGUGGUUCGGUGAGCGUGCACGCGAAACGAGAGGAAGUUAAUAUUGUUUUUGUUAAUACUGUGCGAGGCGCCAAAAUAUUUCAGGCGCAGUAGAAAAGCCGAGCUUGAGCUCACUGAAAGUUAACAGGUCCUGUUUGCCAGGGCAACAUGAGCUGGACUUUCUUGACACGGUUGCUAGACGAGAUCUCUAACCACUCGACAUUCGUGGGGAAGAUAUGGCUCACACUUUUCAUCGUGUUUCGGAUUGUUCUUACUGUAGUGGGUGGUGAGACCAUUUACCAUGAUGAGCAGAGCAAAUUUGUAUGCAACAGUUUGCAGCCUGGAUGUGAGAAUGUAUGCUAUGAUGCCUUCGCGCCACUCUCCCAUGUGCGCUUUUGGGUUUUCCAGAUCAUCACCAUCAGCACACCAUCCAUCAUGUACCUAGGCUUUGCUGUACACAAGAUUGCACGCAUGACGGAUGAUGAUUAUCAGCCACAGGGCUGUAAGCGGGCAAAACAAGGUGCCAGUCACAGCUACAAAGAAACGGGUGAAGUGGGUGAGGAGGUGCCCAUGAUUACAGAGGAGAUAGAGCUGUCUGAGAAGGAGAAGAAGGAAUUGACUGAAUUCCAAAGCAGGUCCAUGAAGCAUGAUGGUCGUCGUCGCAUUCAUCGAGACGGACUGAUGAAUGUCUAUGCACUGCACCUAAUCUUACGCAGUGCCUUUGAGGCAGCCUUUCUCUUUGGCCAGUACAUGCUCUAUGGCUUUGAAGUGGCACCAUCAUACGUGUGCCAGCGCAGCCCAUGUCCACACACGGUCGAUUGUUUUGUGUCACGCCCCACUGAGAAGACUGUCUUCCUGCUUGUCAUGUAUGUGGUAAGUGCGUUCUGCCUGGCACUCACCGUCCUCGAGAUGCUACAUCUUGGUAUUGGAGAACUCAGAGACUCUAUGUGUAAGCGGUCACAGCGGAGAUGCCCACUCCAGACACAGGCACGCCGCAUCCCACCAAGCUACCAUGCUGCUCUGAGGAGGGAUAUAGCAGGCAGAACAAAAAGCAAUUUGCAAGAAAACAUUGCUGCUGAGGUUCUAGGUGAUGAGGUGGAGUGUCUGCGGAGACACCUGAAGAUGGCACAACGACACCUAGCACAGGCCUACCAGAAUGAAGAGGGCAUGGAAUCAGUGGCACACAGCAGCAGCCCAGAGUACAACAACAUGGCGGCUGAGCAGAACCUACUUAAUAUGGCUCAGGAGAAACAUGCCAGCACUGCUAAGAAAGGGGUCCACCCAUGAACCUCUCAUCAGUCAAACCUUCUGAAGGAAGGAAUGCACAUAUCAGAGGGUGGUUAUUGGGACAAGAUAUUAGCGUGUGUGUGUGUGUGUGUGUGUGUGUGUGGUGAGCAUUGUAAUAAUUUAUAUGCAAUAAUAUUUAGGCCUAUAUUUUGUUGAUUUGAAGGAGUGUUUCAUUAUUCAAUUAGUAGGAGAAAAUAAGAAUUUAUUUAUUUGCAAUAAUAUCCUGCAAAGAGCAUACAUUUCACCAUCUGUGCUCUGUUUAAUUAUUAUUGUCUUCAGUUGUAAUCAUUUUUAGUAAUAGUAAAUCAUGGUAAAAUCUGGAUCUAAAACCUUUUGCACCUGAUAAAUUGUUAUUUUGAUAUGUGUGUUACUAGACCUGUCUUUAACUGGAAGUUUUUUUUCCCCUUAGUUGUAAUAUGGUACAAUGUCAAACAAUUUCAGUACCAUUUAGAUAGCAUCCAAUACAUUGCUACAUUUUGUAGCCUUUGUUCAUACUUAAUAAAAUGUGUACAUUUG
Molecule: messenger RNA, 1847 nt
Organism: Pangasianodon hypophthalmus (striped catfish)
Lineage: Eukaryota; Metazoa; Chordata; Actinopteri; Siluriformes; Pangasiidae
Product: gap junction gamma-1 protein-like
Exons: 3
Coding region: 213-1331 (372 amino acids)
Biological process (GO): cell communication
Cellular component (GO): connexin complex
Source: RefSeq, a predicted model, not a curated record